UCUCAGGGUGGUCACAUGAGCACUGCUGGAGUGUCCCAUGACCAUGCAAAAUUCCUUAAUUUUCUCACCUUCCCCUCAGACCCUCCAAAGACACAUGUGACCCACCACCCCAUCUCUGAACAUGAGGUCACCCUGAGGUGCUGGGCUCUGGGCUUCUACCCUGCGGACAUCACCCUGACCUGGCAGCGUGAAGGGGAGGACCUGACCCAGAACAUGGAGCUUGUGGAGACCAGGCCUGCAGGGGACGGAACCUUCCAGAAGUGGGCAGCUGUGGUCGUGCCCCCUGGAGAGGAGCAGAGAUACACAUGCCACGUCCAGCACCAGGGGCUGCCCGAGCCCCUGACCCUGAGAUGGGACCCCCCUCCUCAGACCACCAUCACCAUCAUGGUCAUCGCUGCUGCCCUGGGUCUCCUUGGAGCUGUGGUCACUGGAGCUGUGCUGUGGAGGAAGAAGUGCUCAGGUGGACAAGGAGUGGGGCUGAGUUUCCUGUUUCCCUGGGGGUCGAGCCCAGGUAGAAGUGUGCUCUGCCUCCUUAAUGGGCAUCGUAUCCCCACAUGGGUGCUUGUCCAUCUGGGGCCUAUUUCCUAAGAGACUCUUUAGUGAGGGCCAUGGGAA
Molecule: messenger RNA, 615 nt
Organism: Phyllostomus discolor (pale spear-nosed bat)
Lineage: Eukaryota; Metazoa; Chordata; Mammalia; Chiroptera; Phyllostomidae
Product: popy class I histocompatibility antigen, alpha chain E-like
Exons: 2
Coding region: 16-588 (190 amino acids)
Biological process (GO): immune response; antigen processing and presentation of endogenous peptide antigen via MHC class Ib; antigen processing and presentation of endogenous peptide antigen via MHC class I via ER pathway, TAP-independent
Cellular component (GO): external side of plasma membrane
Molecular function (GO): signaling receptor binding; peptide antigen binding
Source: RefSeq, a predicted model, not a curated record